Molecule: messenger RNA, 3854 nt
Organism: Ctenocephalides felis (cat flea)
Lineage: Eukaryota; Metazoa; Arthropoda; Insecta; Siphonaptera; Pulicidae
Gene: Asx
Product: polycomb protein Asx
Exons: 6
Coding region: 347-3814 (1155 amino acids)
Biological process (GO): positive regulation of transcription by RNA polymerase II; animal organ morphogenesis
Cellular component (GO): PR-DUB complex
Molecular function (GO): DNA binding; chromatin binding
Source: RefSeq, a predicted model, not a curated record
GUCUAAUCUUUUUAGAUGGCUGUGCGUCUAUUUUGCUUUUGUUGCUUUUUGUUGAGAUGCUUGAGACGGACAUGGUCUGUACAUUUAAGUCAGAGUGUAGCAAACUUUAAAAAUUAUUUCAUAUAAAUGUUUCUGUACUGUAAAUUAUCUAAAAAUGUCUUUUUUGCUGUUCUAUAGAAAUGUGUACAUAUUUUAUUUGUAAACGUAUGAGUUGUGCUAUCAUAAAUUGUUCGUAACUGAACUUUCUAUGUAUUGUCAAUUGUAAUAAUAACAUAUAUUAUGUUUGUGCCGUGCUCAGUUCUUUCUUGUGAUGAAUUAUAUAUAUUUUGAAUUUUGAUAAAUUAUAAUGGAGGUUGAUGUGACACAAAUUGCACAAAAUGAUAAGGCUCAAGAACAUAAUAGCACUGAUAAAGAGCUGCCAGAACAAACUUCUAUCAGUGUUGUAAAUAGUUUCGAAGAUGUUACAUUAAAUGAUUCUUCGUGUUCUUACGAGAAUAAUAUGACAAGUGCUUUGAAUAGACAUUCGAAUAAUAAAAAAGUUAUAAAACAUUCUCUGAGGCAACAAGCAAAACGUCAUAAGAAAAACAGCCAGUCAGGUUCUCUUCCAUCCCUGUCCAGGAUAAUAGUUAAGCAAUAUUCCCAAUCACCGAUAGAAAAUAAAGAGCAAUCUUUAAGUAACACAGCCCCAACCAUGCAUGAAGUAUUAGCUUCGAUACCGGGCUUUAGUAUUAAACCCAGAAGGAGAAGUAAUAAGAAAAUGUCAGCAGCAGCGCAAUUAGAACAAACAAAAGAGGGCUGUAUAGAUUUAGAGACACCUGAUUCAAUUUUAGUUAACACAAAUCUCAGACUUCUACUUAAUAAGCACACAUUCUCCAGUUUACCUCCUCUGUAUCAAUAUAAGCUAGUUCAACUUCUACCCAGCGUGGAUAGGCCUUCAUAUGAGCCUGAGACUUGUACAAGGCUCAGUUCAUCUAGUUUAAAUAAUGAAUUCUUUGCUAGAGCUUGUUUAGAAUGGCGUGAUAGAUUAGCAGAAGGUGAGUUUACUCCAGAAAAUCAGCUAAAAAUAAAAUCAGAAGCCGAAAAAGAGAAAAGCAAAUUGGAUCCGUGGAAAGUCAAGCAUUUUGAGCCAAUUUGGGGUGAUAAAUGCCAAGGAGAUACAAUUACCGAGGCUGCAUUACCAGUGUGUAACAGACCUCCUAUAAAAACUACAAUUAAAUUACGAGCAUCAUCUUCAAAUAGUAGUGCAAGUUGUAUGAAAUAUGGUAAGAAUUCAUCAACCAUUACACAAAGGCUUAGAACUGUAGGAGCCGUAACCAGAGCUUCGGCUAGCUUACAAUAUGAUAGACUCAAUGUGGAUAAUGCCGUUGAUGACAAGGUAUCAAAUUUUAUACAAAACGUCUCACCUCUGUAUCAUAAAUCUGUACUCCCUGAAACCAAGGAAUCUUGUUUCAAUAAAGUUGUACCAGAGUCAAUAUCCAAAACUGUGCAUAUGAACUCUCCAGUUAUUGAUACAGAUAUAAUUGUUCCUGAUCAACUGGACAUGUUUACUCACAAUAAUAUUGAUAAUGAAUGUGAUGUAACCCGAAGGAAAUCAGGUGAAAAACGACCGCGGUCUUUAAGUCCAAACUAUAACAAUAAACAACAAAAAUCAAGCCAUAGUGAGGUGUCUGAAGAUACAAAUGAAUUUGUACUUCCAAAAAUUGAAUGUGAUACUGAAAUUGCUGAUACUCAAGUAGAGGUUGUGACGACAGAAGAAUCUGAAAGUUCUUCUAAAACGGAUGACGAUAACAAGACAAUUAAUGAUUUUACCAAUAAUGAAUCUGUAAGUAAUGAAACUAUUGACAAUGUCAGUGAAGAUGUUAUUUCAAAUGAGCCUAAACUUGAAAUGGACGAACUUAAAAUAGAAGAAAUGGAUGAUGAAAAUACUUUCUUUAGUAUUGAAUCUAGUGAUACAUAUAAUGGUGUACUGCAAAUACAACCCAGUUCAGUGAUACUCCAUCAACAUACUCCAGACGAUGAAGGUAAUCAAGAAGAAAUAAAGGAAGAUGAUAAUGUCGUAUUGCAUUUUAAUGAUAAUGGCCAUCACAAUCGAUAUGUUGACAAUUUUGGAUCUGAUUCACGGGAUGAAAAAAGCAGAGAUGAAGUAGAUGACAUUAAUAAUGUGAUAGAUAAUGAUCAUAUAAUGCUGAAUGAAUUCAGAGAGGAUAAUUCUGAUUCAUUUGUUUCACAAGCCCUGGAGACCCUUCCAGUUAAUGUACCUGUUGCAAUGGCAGUUGUCAAUGCAGAAAUAACCCAGGAUGAUGUUGAGGUAAUACCAAUGCAAGAGGAACUUGAGGUGCGGCUGGAAGAAGGAAAUUUUCCGAUCUCACAAUGGAACUCAGAAUAUGGAAGAGAAAAAACUUUGGCGCCAGAAAUAUCUCCAGACUGUUCGGGUUCGAAUAAAGAUUGCGAAAGUUCUUUACCUUCAUAUACGAACCAAGUGAAAUUGGAAUUGGAAGUCACUCUAACUCCAGAAGAUGAUAAUUCUGUCACUAGCACCGUCGGAAGUGUGAAAGUAAAAGAUGAAAAUAGUAAGACCACCAAUGUGAUGACUGUGAUUCCUCCCACUACAAUUGUAUGUUUGCCGGCUGCUAUUACGAAUAGUACAAUAGCAAACCAAAUGACUUUAAAUCCGGCUUCUAGUAUUGUCAGUUCUAGUUUGCAAAGAACGGCAAUAGUGGCAAGUUCUAGUUCCAUUCCUUAUCUGUCUUUAGGAACAAGUGCACCAAUUAGGGCAGUUACUCAAAGGCCCAAAUCUAAGAAUUCUAAGGAUCAAGGUUCAAAUGGAACACAGUCGAAUAGGAAUAGAACCAAUAAUAAACCUCCACCAGGUGCAGUGAAUCUAGAAAGGAGUUACCAAAUAUGCCAGGCAGUGAUACAGAAUAGUCCCAACAGACAUCAAUUGAGAUGCCAAUUGAAACCACCGCCUUCCUCAUUUUUAAAUAAUAUAAGUAAUAACAAUAAUAAUCACACAAAAAAGAUUGAAAAUAGAGCAACUCAAUAUGGUACUGUAACUUCAUCUAGGAAUGUGAAUCUUCAGAAAACCUUCAAUGCACAAGGUAUUAAUAAUAGCUACCCCAAACCUCCGCCUAAACCAAAUAUGUUAGCACAAAGACAAUCACCACCUAUUGUAGUUCGACAUGUUUUUACCUCAAAUCAAGGCAUUCCUGUUACAAUGGCAGUUUUACCACAAGCUACUAACAAUGAGCAGAGUAUUGAAAACUCAGGAGUACACAUGAGCAGUAGUGGAACAAUGGGGCAAUACAUACUUGUUCAGCGGUCAGUUGGUGAGCAUCAGGCCGCACCUAGGGCUAGUAGUGCUCCUCCAACUAAUCACGUACAGGUAGGCUUACAAAAUCACAUAGGAAGUAAUCCAUUCACAAUUGAUGUGCGUGGUCGACCUGCGAGUGUUGAUGUCGACCGUAAUAAUAUGCCAAAUACACUGCGUCAGAUAACUUACAACAAUGAUAAACAGGCUGUAAAUAGAGGUCAUAGAAAUUCAACUGUAAAUUACAGUGGUGUAAGUAUGGAUCCUACUUUGCAGAAUUAUGCUUUUAUAGGUGACAAUUCAAUGAUCAUGGACCCUAAUCAUGGGGUCUUAUCCUCCCAACAAAAAACUUGUUCCACGCCAAACAGCCAUCAGCAAGGUAUCUCUUCGGAAAUAUCUUGUACAUGCAACAUGCAAGCCAUGAUAGUUUGUCAGAAGUGCGGCGCGUUUUGUCAUGAUGACUGUAUGGGCACUUCUAAACUCUGUGUAUCUUGCCUUAUUAGAUAAUUUACUCCCAUGGCUCUAAAUUGUAAAAUAUUUUUUCUUU